UCUUCGGUAAUAUAGACUAACACGUCGCUAUCACGCUGUACGAAAGAUAUCUGUUUUGGAGCUAGAAUAGCUUCGACCGUACCUAACAAGACCCGAAAUCAUACCCAGGUUUGGUUUUACUGUCUACAUUUCAUUCGGGUAUUUACAUAUUCAUUUUCCAAGCAUAUGCAGCUUGGAUUACUUGCCUAGGGUUUUAUUUGCAGAGGGUUUGGUUUGGUGAAUGUCCUCCAUACGAUGCUAUUUCUCAAAUGUAUUCUCUCACCAGUCAGGUACUCUGUACCAUAUGGUAUUUUGUCAAAAUAUUCAUUGUUCUCGACCACAAAUUUCUGUAAUGUUAGAGAAGAAAAGGAAUAUUACAGGCAACCGCGACAAAAUGCUAUGGCCGAUUUUUUGCUCAACGAAUGUGGGUUCUCUGAGUCCCAAGUAUCACAUCUUAGUAGCAGGUGUCCACAAAAGUUUUGGACUAAAUCCACCCAUAGAGCUCAGCAGGCGGUCCAGCUGUUCAGGGACUUAGGUUUCACCGAAGAUCAGGUAAGGAAAAUCCUUUUGACACAACCCAAUGUUUUGACUCUCAAAGUGGAUACCCAGUUACAGCCCAAGAUCAACUUCAUUAAGGAAUUAGGUUUUAGUGACAGUAACCUGGGACACAUUUUAUCUAGAGAACCCAAAUUGCUCUCCCUCAGUGUGGAGCGAAACAUAAGCCCUAAAAUUCCCAUUCUUGUAAGCUUAUAUGGUUCAAAGCUUAAUUUGUGCAAAGCUCUCAUGUGUAGUCCUAGGAUAUUGCAUUGUAAAUUUGAAAAUUUGAAACGUAAAAUAGUUAUUCUAAAGCAAUACGGGAUUCAAGAUGGGCUGUUCUUAUUUAUACUGAAGGUAAGGCCCUAUACAAUCUUCUUCAACAGUGAGGAGGUUUUGAAAUCAAAGAUUGAAUAUGUACGAAAUUUGGGUGUUUUGGAGGGAUCGAAAGCAUUUGUAUAUACCCUGAUGGCUGUGAAUAGUAGUGGACUGGAAAAAUUUGAAAAUAAAUUAAAACAUAUGGCAACACUCGGUCUUCUGGAGAAUGAGAUCAUACAGUUUUUAAAGAAGUCUCCUAUUACGCUCACUAUGAGCAUUGAUAAGAUGGAAAAAAACAUGGAUUUCUUGAAACAUAUUGCUGGCUUUCAGCCAAACAUUGUGGUCAUGCAUCCUUGUCUUUUACGCUACAGCAUAAAGAAUAGGAUGCGACCACGCCAUAAGGUUUCUAUUGGGCAGACCUGAGGCAGCAAAGCUGUUUGAAAAUUACAAGGGGAAGUCUGAUGAUACUUCAAUUAGCUGAUAGAUUUUGUGGAGGUUGCAGCAGAAAAAGAAGGGGUUUUAAACAUUCCAGGCCUUCCAAUGAGGUUGGUUGGGACCAAU
Cryptomeria japonica (Japanese cedar) is the source of this 1392-nucleotide messenger RNA. Its product is annotated as transcription termination factor MTERF8, chloroplastic. Gene Ontology annotation, cellular component: chloroplast. The record is from RefSeq and is a predicted model, not a curated record. Gene Ontology annotation, molecular function: double-stranded DNA binding. Gene Ontology annotation, biological process: regulation of DNA-templated transcription; chloroplast organization. The coding region runs from base 235 to 1254 and encodes 339 amino acids. The transcript is spliced from 2 exons. Lineage: Eukaryota; Viridiplantae; Streptophyta; Pinopsida; Cupressales; Cupressaceae.